UUUCCCAAAAAAAAAAAACAAAAAUUAACUUUUACUCAUCCCUUUUCUUCUUUUCUAUCCAAAAAAAACUAAACCUUCAACAACCACCGCAAGGUCAAACAGAUUAAUGAACCCCAGAUUAACGAGAAAACCACCUGAAAUCAACGUAUUUUCUAUACAUGUACAUUAAAAAAAAAGAAGCAAAAACCUAUUAAAAAAUCACUUAACAAAUUCACGAUGUACAAAAGAAGAAACAUGGUGAGAAAGUUAUUUUUUAGAGAGUCAUAGAAAAGAAUAUUUAAAAAAAAGAAUUCAAAGUUAUAACAUGUUACUAAAAAUGCUUAAAAAAUAUUUGUAAAUAACAGGGUAUAUAAUUAAAAAAAAAACAUUAUUUUCAGCCGAAUUUUUCUCGAAUUUUUCGCGGCUUGAUCAUAUUUUCCCCUCAGAAAUGAAAGCAAUUCCAUUUGAAUUAGAAUUCGAAUAGCAAAACAAAUAAAUAAUUAUUAAAAAAAAAACCUGCAUGAUUGAUUAAUGGGAAUGAGAUAAUUCAAGAAGAAAAAGACAAGAUACUGAGAUAGAAAAGAAAAUAUUUUAAAUUGUAGCUAUAUACUUUUGAAAAAAAAAAUGAGAAAUAUUUGAAUAAAUAUAUUGAAAAAGAAGAUAAUGAUAUUGGCAAUCGUUUGGCGAGUGUGAUUUAAUAUUAAAGAGGGUAAUAAAGCAUUGUAAUUAACUCUAUCGUUAUCAUGUAUUCUUGUAAAUAGCCUCUCUCUGGUUAAUCCCAUUUGAAAUGUAAAAAAAAUGAAACAGUUAUAAUUGAAAAAAAAGCUGAAAGUUUGUUACGAAAUAUUGUUAGUUGCAGAAUCUCUCAAACAAUUCAAAUUAAAUUCAGAAAUAAAAUCACUUCCAUUAGCACAAAAAAUAUUGUUUAAGUUCUUUGGUAUGACUUUUCCUCAGUAAAAAAAAAUUCCACUGAGCUUCUUCCACAUGUAUUUAAAAUGUUUAAUCCUUUGAAAUAUUUUAGUACUAGCUUUCUGAUUAGAUCGACCUUAAAAGCAUUGAAAGCUUCCAAAGCCCUAAAAGAAUUGAAAGCUUACAUUUACCAGAGAACGUCAUCAGUCUGAAAUAUAUUAUGCGAUUAAAUAAUGAAUUAUCUACGGAUAAAGCAUUAAAGACAAAUUAUGGGGCUAUCACAUGGAAAAAUUAGUUUCUUUUUAAUCUUAAUCAAACGUUUCAUUAUUUUUAGUUGAUUUCUUUCACUAUUACUGAAUUUAAACAUGAUUUUCUUAUUUUGCAUUCACUUCAUCUGUACUAAAAAUAGGAGAGUGUUUUUUAAACUCUAAUUUGGUACAAAGUAAAAUCACGUUUUUAAUUUUUUUCAAUCUAAAUCAAAGGUUUAAUUAUUUUGAGCAGAAUAUCAUUGCUAGCAGAGAUUAAUAUUAUUUAGCAAAUUUUAGCAGACUAAAAAUAGAAAACUUUUAGUACAGAGUUAAACCAUGUUAUUUUUUUUAAUUAUAAUAAAACGGUGCAUUAUUUUUAGCUGAUUUCUAUCUUUAUUAAUAAUUUUAAAUCCCAUUUUCUCAUCACUGAGAGAAAUCCGAAAAAGUUAAAAUAACAUUCCGGAAAUGUUAAUUUUACCCUGCAGUAUUGAUCCGAAAUCGGUGUAAAUAUUACCCUUUUUAGGUGUAUUGGGGGUUAAAGUUACCCUUUCUUCAUGUUGAUUUUACCCUCAAAAGGUGUAAAAUUAACAUUAAAAAAUGUUGAUAUAUUUUUACACCUAAAAAGGGUUAAAGUUAUGAAGAAAAAAAGAUAAUCGUACCCUCUUUUUUUCUCAGUGAUGGAACAUUCCAUUAGAUCUGUACUAAAAAUAUAUAUUUUUUAAAUAACUGUAAUUUAGUACAAAAUUAAAUCAUGUUAGUAUUUUUUUUUUCAAUGUAAAUCAAACGUUUAAUUUUUGACUGAUUUCCAUUAUUACUGAAUUUAAAAACGACUUUAGUAUUUUGCAUUUCACUCGAUCUGUACUAAAAAUACGAAUUUUUAUAUAACUGAAAUUUAGUAGAAAGGUUAAUCACGUUAAAAUUUUUAAAUCAAAAUCAAACGUUUAAUUAUUUUUUAGCCGUUGUUUUUUUAGAUCCCGUGUAAUUUUCAGCCUGUACCGCCGUCUCAGCGUUGGUGUCCAAUCAACGCUAAUAUUGAUACAAUGCUAAUAAUUUAAUUACUAUAAAAUUUAAAAAUAUUUUUUGUGUCUUACGUUUCAUUCAACCUGUACCAAAAGUAAAGAAACUUUUUUUUUAAAUAUCUGUAAAUUAGUACAAAGUUAAAUUACGUUAGAAAACUUUUUUAAUCUAAAUCAAACGUCUCAUGAUUUUAGUUAAUUUUCUACUUUUAUUACUAAAUUUAAACACGACUUUUAAUUUUGUAUUUUACUCAAUAUGUACUAAAAAAAAGAAACUGUUUUUUAGAUAUCUUUAAUUUAGUACAAAGUGAAAUAAUGCUACCUAAAUCAAAAUUGAGAUACUUGUAAUAUGUUUCCAAAUGCCCCUUAGUGCUAAAAAAAAACAAGCAGUUCGUAAAUUUUUUUAUCCUAUCUCAAAAAAUUUAGUACAUGUGGUAAAUUUUAACAUUUGCUGUGAUUUUUCAUAACGGUCGCCUUAGGGAUGUUUUCCAAUGAAAUCCGUAACAAACAUUGUCUAAAAUUUUAUUUAUAUUACUAAAAGUGUAAUUUGACGUAUUGAUAAAUACAAUUUGUUUAUAUCUUCUUGAAAAUUGCAAGUAGUAACGUCAGUUUUUGCGACUUAAAGUUUUUAAUACAACUAGAAAGAUAAUUCUGUAAAUUUUCAGGUAAAUCACUAAAUUUCCUUAUUAGAAAUAUUUUUCAAGAUUUUACUCAUUUUUAAAUGCUUUUGUAAUUUAUUUAAAGUCCGGUGUACUAAAUAAUAGAUUUGUCGUUCAUAUUUUUUUGUGAAACAUGGGACUGAACUCAAGUAAGAUGAUUCUUAAUCAUUCUUUUUUCAGUCCAGGAAGAUUUAUCCAUGAUUUAAAAUUAUAGGGAGCCAAUUUAGAAAAGAAUACAAAUAUAUUGAAAAGCAGAAAUAUGAAAUUUUCGAUGUUAAUAUUAAUGCCCAACGCACAAUAACUUUUGUUUAGUAAACAUGUUUUUAACAUUUCAAUGAGAGUGAGUGAGAUCUAGAUCUAGUCAUCUUGCUCACUCUCACAGGAAAUUUUGAAAACAUGUUUACAAACAAAAGUUAUUGUGCGCUGGUCAUAAUGAUCAAUCGCAUAGAAGAGAAGUAAAUAUUUUGUAUUCAAAGUCCAAAUACUAAAUUGAGGUGAUCUUUUUAUACAAAAUUAAAUUUCUUAUACUGCCUCGUGAAGAAUUGCUCAAAAGGAGUUGGGUAAUUUCCAAAAAACGAUAUGGAAUUAAUACUAUUUUCAUUAGUACUAAUUAGUACUAAUUCAUAUUACAAUGUUGAUAUGGUUAUUACCAUAUCCAUUCGUUUAAAUUUUCGUUGAUUUCACAGUAUUUAUUAAGGUAUUCUUUUGGUUUUAAAUAAUUGGUACGUAAACAUGUGUUUAUUGACUCUUUUUUUCUGAAUAAAUCAAAGGUAUAACACAGAAUUUAGUACAGAUACAUUUCAACCUUAAGCAAAAUUUAUACUGUAAAAAAAACAAACAUAAAAAUCGAAUGCAUAGUUUUUGUAUCUUUUUUGUUGACCAGAAAAUCAGACAUUUUUGCUACUUUUUUUUAAAUACAUUUUUACAUUCUUUAGUCCAAAUGCGUGUAUUAAAUCUUCAUAUUUUAAACAUUUCAAUUUCAUUAUUCAUAGUAGCAAGAAAAAGAAAACAACAUUCAGGCGAUUUAUAAUAAAAAUAUUACGGUUUUAUUGAUAUUUUCAUGUAAUUUGUACUAAAAAAAUACUGUACUGUACUAAAUUUUUAAAAAUAUUCGUUACAGAAUUAGGAUAUCUGUUGCCUGUAAUGGUAAUAACAAAAUUCAGGGGCGGCAGUAGGUAGCGUUCAAGAUUCGCACACACUAUGGCUUCAAACACUUUAUAUUUUUCCGUAUACUUUUAAUGAAUCUGGUCUGUUUUUUCAUGAAAUAUGUCACUUAAGAAAUAAUUUUAAUGAACAUUUUAGUACUAAACCUUUUGAUCAUCCCAAGCUCUUAUAUAACGUAAUAAUUUCAUGAAAAAUAUUUAUGAAGAUAAUAUUCAGAAUACGUUGUGUGAAAAGUCUCAAAUUUCCACGACUUCUCUUGAUGUUUACGUGUACUAAAAUAAAUCGGUAUAUUUAUUUCAUGAAUUUCAUUAUUAAGACAUUGAAUUACCAAGCUAGCGAUCUAUAAAACAAUUUUUAAAAUGCAUUACCUCACGAAAUUUUUAACUUUUAUAGUCAUGAAAUAUUUUAUUACACAUAUUUAUGAUAAAUAAUCCGACUUGAAUCUGAAAUUGUUGGAGUUUGUCAACGUAAUAUUCUUUUUAAAGAAUAUUGCGAAUAUUCAAUAAAAUAUUGAAAAAGAAAUGAAAUAAAAAUGUGAGAAUUUUUUGGAAAGGAGGAAAGUCAGAUCGUCAUAAAUAUCUCACAAAAUCAUAUUUCUAUUCCUUAAUUUUACAUGUUGCGAAAAACAUGAAUUCUCUGUGUAAGUUGGUUUUAGUACAUGUCUGUACUAAAUGUUGUUAGCGCUCUUAAUAAAUUUAUUAAAAAAAAACUUUCUUGAAAUAAUAUUUGAUUAUAAAUAAAUUUUGCUUUUUAGUAUAAAUAAACUUGGCCAGGAAGGCAUUGGGACACAAAUGGAAAAUAUACAAUGCCUAUAAGAUUAUUCAAUAUUGUCAUAAUUUCGAUUCAAUUUUAAUUUUACUUCUAUCAACUCAUAAUUUGUUCUCAAGAAUUGUGAAUAUCUACAACUUCAAGUAUCAGCGAAUUUCCUCCGAGAUAAACCUUCAUGUAAUUUAAUGAAAAAAGAUUCAGCAGGAUUAAUAAUAGAAAAUUAUAUAACAGAAUUGCGGAUUAAUCGAGAAUAAGAGAAAUAAAUUUGUUCAGUUACCAGAGAUUGUAAAAAAGUGCUUUUUUGUCUUGAAGACCAUUAUUGUACCCUCUCGAAAAAAAAGGAAGCACUGCAGAAGCUGGGAUGUGUAUUAAUUUUGUGUUGAAAUUAUUGCCGAGUAUUUGCUUCUCGACAAUCUCCGAUAACCUUAUCACUGAAAUUUUUCACUCAACUCGGAGUUAAAAUUGGAGCUGGACACGCAAUUAUCUUUGUGGUCGUCACCCUGUUCGAAGAGCCAAUUCCAUCGAUUCGAUGGAAUCGAGGGCUGAUCACUGUACUGAACACUUUCAGUAUCAAUCCGUUGCUCAGAGUGUUCGGUGGCUUUUUGGAGGAAAACUCCUUAUUUGUUCCCCACUUUUCUGCCCCAGUUCUUUGUUUUUCCUAAUCCCUCGUCUUUUUUUUCUUGCCUGUUCCUAACACAUUGACUGAUAAGACGUUUGGCUUUAUUGCUGUGUGAUUAUUUCGUUGAGGUCCGCGGUUUAUUUUGCUCUUGGGUGUGACUAGUCACUUUCAUCAAUCAUUGGUGAUUCUUUUGUGAGACUCAGGGUUUUCUGCCGUGCUCAGUUUUUGUCCCACCAGAAAAAAAGUCAUCAGCAAAGAUGAAGAUCGAGUGGGCUCCACUCAAUGUACCCUUCCAUCGCCGCAUGGAAACCCUGGCAGCAGCUGCCUGGAUGAUCCUCAUUCUCUUUGGAGAACUCAUUGCUCUCUUCUCCUACUUGGCCCUCCUCUUCAAAGGCAACAUCUACAUCCAAACACUCUGCGUGAUUUACUUCGUUUUCCUCUACUAUGACCGAGGAGCUGGUGAGAAUGGAGGUCGAGGUCAAGGGUCCAAGUGGGUAAGAAAUUGGACUUGGUGGUACUACUACAAGAACUACUUCCCAGUCAAUCUUGUGAAAACUGCUGAUUUGCCUGCCGAUCGAAACUACUUAUUUGCGGCCUUUCCACAUGGACUUUUGAGUUCCGCAGCUUUCACAAACUUCAACACCGAUACCACCAAUUUUACUAAGCUUUUCCCUGGUGUCAGGGCCAAGUUGGUCACAUUAGGCUUCCACUUCUACAUUCCAAUUUUCAGGGAAUUGCUUCUAAGUUGGGGAAUGGUUUCUGUGUCGGCAAAGAGUCUCAAUAACCUUCUGACUUGGCCAAAUGAGAAAGAUCAUCCACGAAAUGACGACGGAAAUACCUCAACAGCUUGUGUGAUUGUCGUCGGAGGAGCCCAAGAAGCUCUCAAUACGCGUCCAAACAACUAUCAGCUGGUCCUGAAGAAGCGCAAAGGAUUCGUCAAAAUGGCUCUAAGGACGGGGACAUCUCUAGUUCCAGUGAUGUCCUUUGGGGAACUCGACCUUUUCGAUCAACCAGCUAAUCCACCAGGAUCCCUUCUUCGCAAAUACCAGGAAUUCGUCAAGAGAGUUACAGGAAUUGCCCCUGCAAAGUUUAUCGGACGCGGUUUCUUCCAGUACAGCUACGGAAUGAUACCCCGUAGAAAGCCUCUGACCACUGUAAUUGGGGCUCCAAUUGCCCUACCCAAAAUCGAUGAACCCACGAACGAGGAUAUCGAAAAGUAUCAUGACGAAUUCUGCAAGGCCCUGACCGAUUUGUUCAACACCCAUAAGACCAAAUACAUCAAGGAUCAUGAAACUGUCCAAUUGACCAUUGAAUGAAUUCAAUCUGCUUUUGAGGAGCAGAGGAGACUCAUUUGUGCUCAAAAGUAGAGAAACACUGAGAUACUAUACUUAAGUGUGAGAGAGAAAACAUUACAAAAAAAAGUAUUUUUCUUCAUUUCUCUCCUAAUCUUCAAACAAAUUUACUUAACUAUUUAAGAAUGGAUCAACUCAUGGGAUUUUCGCAAUAAAGUGUUUAUUGUUGUACAAAA
Messenger RNA from Phlebotomus papatasi, 6890 nucleotides. Its product is annotated as 2-acylglycerol O-acyltransferase 1-like. Lineage: Eukaryota; Metazoa; Arthropoda; Insecta; Diptera; Psychodidae. The coding region runs from base 5620 to 6678 and encodes 352 amino acids. Gene Ontology annotation, molecular function: diacylglycerol O-acyltransferase activity. Gene Ontology annotation, biological process: triglyceride biosynthetic process. The record is from RefSeq and is a predicted model, not a curated record. Gene Ontology annotation, cellular component: endoplasmic reticulum membrane. The transcript is spliced from 5 exons.